This is a messenger RNA of Choloepus didactylus (southern two-toed sloth), 5862 nucleotides long. RefSeq names its product dispatched RND transporter family member 3 (gene DISP3). Lineage: Eukaryota; Metazoa; Chordata; Mammalia; Pilosa; Megalonychidae. Gene Ontology annotation, cellular component: membrane. The coding region runs from base 197 to 4357 and encodes 1386 amino acids. The transcript is spliced from 21 exons. The record is from RefSeq and is a predicted model, not a curated record.
UCCAGAAGAAGCUGUUCCCGGUUUGUGCGCUCUGGAGCGGAACGCGGAGCCCUGGCCUCCUGCAGCUCCGAAGAGCUUCUGCCUGCGACUCCUGUGACUCCCGCGAGGGGACAAGUCCGCACGGCGGGGUGACCGCCACCUGGUCCUGAGCCCCUCGCCCGCGGCUCAGCCCAGCUCAGCUUUGGCGGCGGAGGCUAUGGACUCAGAGGAUGACCCCUUGCUGCAGGAUGUGUGGCUAGAAGAGGAGCAGGAGGAGGAAGAGGAAGCUAUGGGUGAGGCCUUCAGAGGGCCCAAGAAGCAGAGGCCCUGCCCAGGGGCAGGCGGACAGUGUUGCUGGCGGCGCUGGGCCUUGCCCUCGCGGCCCCCAGCCUCGGGCUUCUGGAGCACCCUGGGCUGGGCCUUCACCAAUCCGUGCUGCGCCGGGCUGGUGCUCUUCCUGGGCUGCAGCAUCCCCAUGGCCCUGUCGGCCUUCAUGUUCCUCUACUACCCGGCGCUGGACAUUGACAUCUCCUACAGUGCCUUUGAGAUCCGCAACCACGAGGCCUCGCAGCGUUUUGACGCCCUUGCCCUGGCGCUCAAGUCCCAGUUCGGGUCCUGGGGGCGCAACCGGCGCGACUUGGCCGACUUCACCUCUGAGACUCUUCAGCGCCUCAUCUCAGAACAGCUGCAGCAGCUGCAACCCAGCAACCACUCGCGGCCGGCCUCCAGGGCUCCGGGCUCCCUCCCGCAGGGCGGCCCAGGCCUUCCUUGGGCCAAUUUCGCGGGGCAAAAGCCAACAGCCAAUCGGAGCGGGCGUCUUCGGCGCCAGACCACGCCCCUGGAGGAACUGACAGCCAACCAGAGUGAAGCCCCGGCGGCCAGGAAUGGGCGGUGCCAGUCCAGCUCUCCGCCCCCCGAGGCGGCCGCGACCAAUCAGAGUCGUGCCCGUCGGGGCACCUCGCGUUGGGACUAUUCGCGCGCGUAUGUGAGCGCCAACACCCAGACGCACGCGCACUGGCGCAUCGAGCUCAUCUUCCUGGCGCGCGGUGACCCGGAUCGCAACAUUUUCACCAGCGAGCGGCUGGUCACAAUCCACGAGAUUGAGCGCAAGAUCAUGGACCACCCGGGCUUCCGGGAGUUCUGCUGGAAGCCCCACGAGGUCCUCAAGGAUCUGCCACUCGGCUCCUACUCCUAUUGCUCCCCACCUAGCUCGCUCAUGACCUACUUCUUCCCCACUGAGAGGGGAGGCAAGAUCUACUAUGAUGGCAUGGGCCAGGAUCUGGCCGACAUCCGGGGCUCCCUCGAGUUGGCCAUGACCCACCCCGAGUUCUACUGGUAUGUGGACGAGGGUCUCUCUGCGGACAACCUCAAGAGCUCCCUCCUGCGCAGCGAGAUCCUGUUUGGGGCACCCCUGCCCAACUACUACUCGGUGGACGACCGCUGGGAGGAGCAGCGGGCCAAGUUUCAGAGCUUCGUUGUCACCUAUGUGGCCAUGCUGGCCAAGCAGUCCACUAGCAAAGUCCAGGUUCUGUAUGGGGGGACGGACCUCUUUGAUUAUGAGGUGCGCAGAACCUUCAACAACGACAUGCUCCUGGCCUUCAUCAGCAGCAGCUGCAUCGCCGCCCUCGUCUACAUCCUCACCUCCUGCUCAGUGUUCCUGUCCUUCUUUGGGAUUGCCAGCAUUGGCCUCAGCUGCCUGGUGGCACUCUUCCUCUACCACGUGGUCUUUGGUAUCCAGUACUUGGGCAUCCUCAAUGGGGUGGCUGCCUUCGUGAUAGUGGGCAUUGGUGUGGACGACGUCUUUGUGUUCAUCAACACCUACCGUCAGGCCACCCACCUGGAAGACCCGCAGCUGCGGAUGAUCCACACUAUCCAAACGGCUGGCAAGGCCACCUUCUUCACCUCCCUGACCACAGCGGCUGCCUACGCAGCUAACAUCUUCUCCCAGAUCCCGGCUGUCCAUGACUUCGGCCUGUUCAUGUCUCUCAUCGUGUCCUGCUGCUGGCUGGCCGUGCUCUUCACCAUGCCUGCGGCCCUGGGUAUAUGGAGCCUUUACAUGGCGCCGCUGGAGAGCUCCUGCCGGGCCAGCUGCCACCAGAAGUGCGGCCGCAAGAGCUCCCUGCACUUCCCUGGGGAUGUGUUUGCCGCUCCCGAGGCGGCCGGGGGCAGCCCUGCCCAGGGCCCCAUCCCCUACCUGGAUGAUGACAUCCCCUUGCUGAAUGUAGAGGAGGAGCCAGUGUCACUCGAGCUGGGAGAUGUGUCCCUGCUGUCUGUGCCCCCUGGAAGCCUACAGCCAGCCCCUGACAGGGGCAGCCGGGGCCAGCUCAUUGCUCAGCUGCAGGAGCUGCUGCACCACUGGGUCCUGUGGUUGGCCAUCAAGAGCCGCUGGGUGAUUGUGGGCCUCUUUGUCUCCACCCUCAUCCUGUCCCUGGUGUUCGCCAGCCGGCUCCGCCCCGCCAGCCGGGCCCCGCUGCUCUUCCGGCCGGACACCAACAUCCAGGUGCUGCUGGACCUCAAGUACAACCUCAGCGCCGAGGGCAUCUCCUGCAUCACCUGUUCAGGUCUGUUCCAGGAGAAGCCCCACAACCUGCAGAACAACAUGCGGGCGUCCCUGGAGAAGAAGAAGCGAGGCUCAGGGGUGCUCUGGGCCAGCCGGCCUGAGGCCACCCAGCAGGACUCCCUGAGCACUGUGUACGUCUCCAAGGUAAAGAGUAAGGGCCGUCCAGCUGUCUACAGGUUCUCCCUCAACGCCAGCCUGCCUGCCCCCUGGCAGACCGUGGCCCCUGGGGAUGGUGAGGUGCCCUCCUUCCAGGUGUAUAGAGCGCCUUUUGGUAACUUCACCAGGAAGCUGACCGCUUGUAUAUCUACAGUAGGGCUGCUCCAGGCGGCGAGCCCCUUCCGCAAGUGGAUGCUGACGGCCUUGGCCUGCGACGCCAAGCGGGGCUGGAAGUUCGACUUCAGCUUCUUUGCGGCUGCCAAGGAGCAGCAGCACACCCGGAAACUGUACUUUGCCCAGUCCCACAAGCCCCCCUUCCACGGGCGCGUGUGUGCGGCACCUCCCGGCUGCCUGCUCAGCUCCAACCCUGAUGGGCCCACCAAGGGCUUCUUCUACGUGCCCAGUGAGAAAGUGCCCAAGGCCCGCCUCUCAGCCACCUUCGGCUUCAACCCCUGCGUGAACACAGGCUGCGGGAAGCCAGCGGUGCGGCCGCUGGUGGACACGGGGGCCAUGGUCUUCGUGGUCUUUGGCAUCGUGGGCAUCAACCGCACCCGCCAGCUGGACAACCACGUCCUUGGGGACCCGGGCAGCGUCAUCUACGACAGCAGGUUUGACCUCUUCAAAGAAAUUGGGCACCUGUGUCGCCUCUGCAAGGCCAUCGCAGGGAACACGGAGCUGGUGAAGCCAGGCGGGGCCCAGUGCCUGCCCUCAGGCUACAGCAUCUCCUCCUUCCUGCAGAUGUUGCACCCUGAGUGCAAGGAGCUGCCCGAGCCCAACCUGCUCCCAGGGCAGCUGUCCCACGGCACGGUGGGCGUCAAGGAGGGCCGCGUGCAGUGGGUGUCCAUGGCCUUCGAGUCGACCACAUACAAGGGCAAAUCCUCCUUCCAGACCUACUCGGACUACCUGCGCUGGGAGAGCUUCCUGCAGCAGGAGCUGCAGACGGUCCCCAAGGGCUCAGCCCUGCGCCGCGGGUUCCAGACCUGCGAGCACUGGAAGCAGAUCUUCAUGGAGAUCAUAGGGGUGCAGAGCGCCCUCUACGGGCUGGUCCUCUCCCUGCUCAUCUGCGUGGCUGCGGUGGCUGUGUUCACCACCCACAUCCUGCUGCUGCUGCCCGUGCUCCUGAGCAUCUUGGGCAUCGUCUGCCUCGUGGUGACCGUCAUGUACUGGAGCGGCUGGGAGAUGGGGGCCGUGGAAGCCAUCUCCCUGUCCAUCCUCGUCGGCUCCUCCGUGGACUACUGCGUCCAUCUGGUUGAGGGCUACCUGCUGGCCGGAGAGAACCUGCCCCCCCAUCAGGCCGAGGACCCCCAUUCGCAGCGCCAGUGGCGGACACUGGAGGCCGUGAGGCACGUGGGUGUGGCCAUUGUCUCCAGCGCCCUCACCACGGUCAUUGCCACCGUGCCCCUCUUCUUCUGCAUCAUCGCCCCAUUCGCCAAAUUCGGCAAGAUCGUGGCGCUCAACACGGGCAUCUCCAUCCUCUACACGCUCACGGUCAGCACCGCCCUGCUCGGCAUCAUGGCGCCAGCCUCCUUCACGCGGACCAGGACUUCCUUCCUCAAAGCCCUGGGCGCGGUGCUCCUGGUGGUGGCCCUGGGGCUGGCCACCUGCCUCGUGCUCCUCCAGAGCGGCUACAAGAUCCCGCUGCCCACCGGGACCUCCCUAUAGCCAUGGCGCCUGGGCCGGACUCUCGCACACCUUCGCUCCAGCAGGUGGGGAUGAGGAACUCAUCCCCUGGCCCCGGAGGCCCCCUGUCGUCCAGCCCGGCUCCGGAUAGUUCUGUUCCCAGGCCUGGGCCGGGGGGCGCCCUGCAACCUGCCUCACAGCGCCGACCCAGAGCCAGUUGGUGACCCCAGCAGCUGCCCCACCCAGCCAGGCUGCGCGUCCACACUGGGCCUUUCCCCUGACGCAGAGGAGGCCGGCCCUCCACCCCUGUCACCACAGGGACCGGGGGACAUGGCAGAGCGCCUCCCUGUUUGCGCAGCAUUCACACUGCCUCAGUGCUCACGGCGGCCUUCUGGUGUCGGGGUGAUGGGGGACCCACUCCACAGAUGGGAAAGUGAGGCACCAGGAGACCAAGGAGGGGCCUGUAGCUGGGCAGUGGCAGAGCCAGGGCUUCUGAGGACAAGCUGCCUCCCAAGCCCGGCAACUCCCCGGGGACUUUGCAAGAAGAGCACAGUGGGUUCAGCGCAGGGGCUCCCCUUCGCGCCCCGCCCUCCCCUCCCCUUCAGCUUUACUGCAGCCCCUGCUGGCGGGUCCCAUCGCCUCCCCAGUCCUUUGAGUCCUGCCGGAGAGGACGGAGGGGCCCAGCUUGGAGUCUGCCAUGUCCUGCCCCUGGCCCCAGCCUCAAGGGCUCCUCAAAGACCUUUUCACAGAUCAAAGCCGCCAUCGGCCCUACCCAACUCUGGACGUGGUUUCGGGGUGGGGGGACAGCCCUGAGGGAGGUGCUGUCUGUGCCUGCCGCCUGCUCACAGCAGAUGGUUCCUAUAAAGUGACAUGAGACUGCAGCCCGCCACCAUUAGCACAAAACUUUUGAAGCAUUGCUGGCUCCAUCACGUCCUUAAAAUCCAAACAACUAAGUGCUCAGAAGCCACCCAGCCAGAACCUGGCACAAAGGGUGGGGUGGGGCCUGGAAAGAUGGUAUAGGGUGGCAGGUGCCCAGCCCUCCUGGGAACAGGGACCUGGGGGGCUCUACAGACCUCAUGUGAGGUCAGGGCCCCCUCUGGGGUAGCACCGUGGAAGGCAGAGCUCCAUAGAUGCUCUUUUUCUUGAGGGGCUCACCUGGCUCCAAGGCUGGGGCCCCUUGUUACUUUCUGUGUGCCUGGCCUUGUGCUGAGCACUGACUCACUCUUUGGGACACAUCCGACCCCCUGGGCUUUAUUGAACUGGACACAAGCAGAGCUGGGACCAUGGUGGCUGGGAAGAAGUCAAGGGGGUUCUCCCAGCCAGCUCACCUGGUCACCUGUGAGUAGUGCCUCUGUGUCCCCCUCCCAGGGCACACCUGGCUUAGAGUAGGCACUCACUAAGCCAUCUGUGGAGAAAACAGACCUAACCCAACAAUUAGUGAUAGGUGAUGUUCCGGUUUGCUAAUGCUGCCUUUUCGCAAAAUACCAGAAAUGGAUUGACUUUUAUAAAGGGAUUUAUUUGGUUACAAAGUUACAGUCUUAAGGUCA